Molecule: messenger RNA, 4946 nt
Organism: Xiphias gladius (swordfish)
Lineage: Eukaryota; Metazoa; Chordata; Actinopteri; Istiophoriformes; Xiphiidae
Gene: tbc1d30
Product: TBC1 domain family, member 30
Exons: 14
Coding region: 252-3569 (1105 amino acids)
Cellular component (GO): endoplasmic reticulum
Source: RefSeq, a predicted model, not a curated record
GGUGGUGGGGCAGGAAAAACCGAGUCCGGAACACAAGAAGGAAACUAAAAGCUGUCAGACGAGUUUCCACCUUUCUGGAGAUGAAUGGAGUGAUCCGGGAAGUCUGUGCUCUCCGAGACGCGCAAGGAAAACUUUCCAACUUCUGCUAUGUUGUGUGAAAAAAAAAAAAAAAAAAAAUGACAGCCCACACAUAGAAAAACUAUCGGAGCGGCAGAGCAUUAAUUUUAGCUAGUUUUGUCGCCUAAGAAGAAAUGGCGUCGGAGGUGCAAUUGAACGGGAAAGAACUUUUGGAAGUUGACAUAUGCGACGGCGGCGUGUGCUCCGAAGACGAGAGCGGCGUGUUUGUCCACUCUGCCGCCUCCCUCCAGGAUGAUUUCUCCGGCUUUCAGCAGUGGACGAGCUCUGCCGAGUCAUCAAAUGACACAUCAUCACCUCCGGGACAGCAGGAGGUCCCCAGCGAACGCGGUGCUCCGCCUGGCGCCGUUGCUGCCGCCCAAACGGCCGACGAGACCGGAGACAGCGACUCGGAGUCCCAGGUCAACGGUCUUAAAGCUCCGAGGACUUCCAUAGUGGACUGUCUCUUGGUGGAGCUUUAUGAAACCUACAGUGGAGGCAGCAGGAGGAAUGUGGACAGCUGGGACAGCUCCACCGAGGCGUCCGGAUCAGAUGCUUUCCUGGGCCGCAGUAACUCCGGGGCCAGCUUCCUCCAGGAGCUCCAGGAGAAGCACACCAGGAGGCAUCAGAUGAACUACCUGGCCCAGAAAGCCCCCGAAGAGCUGCAUUCAAUCAUCCAGGAGGGGAGAUAUCGUACAGCCCUGCAGUCGGCCAAGCUGAUUCGCCAGCUGAAGAGACGGGACCGACUUUGUCACAAACUGCAGAAGAACUAUGACAUUAUCACGGCGUGUCUUCAGGCUGUCUCACAAAAACGACGAGUUGACACGAGGCUGAAGUUCACCAUUGAACCAUCGCUGGGGAAGAAUGGAUUCCAGCAGUGGUACGACGCCCUUAAGGCAGUGGCUAGGCUUCCUACCGGGAUACCAAAGGAAUGGAGGAAUAGGGUUUGGCUAACACUAGCAGACCAGUACCUCCACAGUAUCUCCAUCGACUGGGAGAAGACGCUUCGCUUUGCCUUUAACGAGCGUAGCAACCCGGACGAUGACUCCCUUGGCAUUCAAAUCGUCAAGGACCUACACAGGACUGGCUGCAGUUCUUAUUGUGGCCAGGAGGGGGAGCAGGACAGGGUGGUGCUGAAGAGGGUGCUGCUCGCAUACGCCCGCUGGAAUAAAACUGUGGGUUACUGCCAAGGAUUCAAUGUACUGGCUGCUCUCAUUCUGGAAGUGACAGAGGGCAGUGAGAGUGAUGCACUUAAGGUGAUGAUAUAUCUGAUUGACAAAGUGCUGCCAGAGAGUUAUUUUGCCAACAACCUUCGAGCAUUGUCAGUGGACAUGGCGGUGUUCAGAGACCUGCUGCGUCUAAAGCUGCCCAGACUGUCGCAGCACCUCCACCACCUUCAGAAAGCUGCCAACAGAGUGUCUGGAGGCAGUUACGAGCCUCCGCUGACCAACGUCUUCACUAUGCAGUGGUUCCUCACCAUGUUCGCCACCUGCCUGCCGGCGUCCACUGUGCUGAAGAUCUGGGACUCCGUUUUCUUCGAGGGGUCCGAGGUGCUGUUCCGGGUUGCCCUCGCCAUCUGGGAGCGACUGGGAGAGAGGAUCGAGUACUGUCAGACAGCAGAUGAGUUUUACAGCACGAUGGGUUGCCUCACUCAGGAGAUGCUGGAGCACAACCUCAUCGAUCCUGCUGAACUCAUGCAGGAGGUUUAUUCCAUGGCAGUGUUUCCUUUCCCUCAACUGGCUGAGUUGAGAGAGAAAUACACCUACAACAUCACUCCGUUCCCUACCUCAGUCAAAUCCAAUGGAAGUGGUGGUCUGGGCAGCUGGGAGAGCGACGACGACGCCGACAUGGAUGAUGAAGACUCAGUGGUGACCGCACUCGGUUGUCUGGGGCCCCUGGGUGGCCUACUGGCCCCUGAGCUGCAGAGAUACCAGAAACAUAUCAAAGACCAGCGAGCAGAGCAGGGAAACAUCGCAGAGCUGAGCCCGGGAGCGGUUGGAGCUGGAGGGGCAGCUGGAGGAGGAGGAGGUGGAGGUGGAGGAGGUGCCAGGGCGGAGCAUCAAGCGGCCAUCAACAGCAUGAUGAUGGAGAGAAUGAGCACCGACAUCUGCGCCCUGAAGAAGCAAUAUGCGCGGAUCAAGAGGCGGCAGCAGCAACAGGCUAUGCAACUCUACAUACGCACAGACAAGUGCCCAGCCACCCGUGUCCUGGCCUCCCAACUCAACCCCUCCAGCUCUGUGAUCAACCACCUCCUCCUGGGUAGGAAACCACAUGGAAGUCCCUGGGGAUCCAGACCCACAUCCACUAGCACGUGCACACUACCAGGGGCUCGACAUGCUUUUCUGUCCGAGAGUCAGGGCUCCCUGGCCAGGCAGCACUGUGGCUCAUUGCCCUCCAACAGUAGUGGAUCUCCUGGGAGCUCUUUGGGAGGGACUGGGUCACCUUGGCGUGCUCAUGUUAGGGUUCAUCGGAGAAAUAUAGCCAGGGCUCGAGCACAGCUGGGCUUUGGAGAUUCAGAGGAAAGGGAAAUUGAGGACGAAGGAGGAUCAGUGGGAUUGGAGGGUGAAGAGGAGAGAAGGAUUGAGGAAAACAAGAGAGAUGAUGAGGAGCAGAGAGAGGGGAGCGACAUCUCUGUCGCUUCAUCUCCUGAUCCCUCUGUUACAGGGUCUGUAUGUCAAAAGGCUCCACAGGUUGCAGAUGAGACAAAAGAAGCAGAAGUUGCAGAGGUGGUGGUGCAACUGGACUCCCUGGAUCUAGAGGACGAGUCAAACCUGACCUCCCCCAUCAAUGCAAACCCAGAUACACAACCUACACUCCCAGAGUCUAACACUGCACCCCAAGUCCCUCUUCUCCCUCCUCCGCCGUCCUCAAACAGACACACAGAGUCCGACUCCUCAGGUUCAGAACGAAACCCUGGCUCUGACAUACAAUUUCCCUCCAUUGCUUUACCUCCACCUCACCACUCCUCUAACUCCUGCAUCCCCUCUUCCUCCCCUUCCACCCCAAGUCCAUCCCCCUCCCCGGUCCCAUCAUCGGCUUCUCUAGGUCCAUCCUGCUCAUCCUCUCCUACACUACCCUCCACCCCAACACCAAAUUCCACAUCCCGCCUCCCAUCCUCUUCAUCAGCCAAUGGCUUAUCUGCUCUCUCUCUGCCUGCCUCCUCCACCUUUUACAAAACUUCCUGCCCUUCCACACCUUCACUCUCCUCUGUCUCCUUAUCUUCCAAAUCUCAUAUCUCCUCCUCCCCGUCAACCCCAGUGUUCUCCUCUGCCACGUCCACUCCUAAACAGCAAGUCUUCUCCCCGUUCCCUUGCAUAAAACAGCCGAGGAAAUCGGUCGCAGCCAGAAACCUCGGUCUCUACGGUCCCACAUCCAGAACACCCAACGUACACUUCCCCCAGCUCAGCCGCAACCUCAACCGCAGUAGUGCUGCCGGCACCACCGGGAGGCGUUGAAAACCUGAGCACUCCUAAACUGAUGCUGGAAACACACAGUUGUUACAUGAUAUGAAAAAUCAUUCUAUAGUUACACCGUGUUGCCUCCUGCAUAUCAAGAAAAAUAACCCAUACCUUAUUUGAAGUAGAGGGAAAGUUCUGGAAAUGUGAAGUUCAAACAUGCGGAGAAAUGGCCUAAUUAUCAAUACAGAGGUGGGAAGGUUGUGGUUCACCUGACAGAGGGGUCAUCCUGACAUUCACAAGCCAUUAUAGACAAACAUUAAAGAACCAGUUGUCGAUUAAGUGUGAAGGAAAUUUCCUCGAGGUUUUUUUGUUGUUUCAACUGCACCGAAUCUUUAAAGCUGGGGAGUUUGGAACAGAGGACUAUAGGACUAUCACAGUAUCAAGCCCUUUACAGUGGCCUAUGCAGGUCCUUCUUGACCAUAAUUCAUACAUGAUAAAAUAAAAAAAUAAAAAAAAGAUAAGACACCAGAUGUGAGGGUAAACUAUGCUUUUACAGACUCUCUACAAAGUGUCUUCGGUCAGGCACUAAGUUACACUGCAUUUGUGCUGGGCUUCUGCAUCUCUUCAACGGCAGUGUGUGAUCUCUAAUAGGGGUUCUCCCUGGACUGACACAUGAAGAGUCUCUGGCCUGGACAAAUGUUUACUUCUGGACUCACAAAGAACAUCUAUGCGAUAACACAAUAGCCAUCCAGUUAUUUCUAUGCCAAGAAUUUAAAGAAAUAACUACCCAGGAAAUAAGAUAUACCUAAGAAUUUAUGUAAAUGAAGAAUCAUGGAAACAUAUUGUAUGUGUGCCCAAAAAACACACCCAAUCAUAAAACUUGAUGUGAUGUCCUGAAGCACUCAGCAUUUUUUGUUCUCUGUGAAAUCAUUCUCCGUGUGUAUUCUUGUCUGUGUCUCAACUGUUGAACAUGAAAAAUGUAAUGUCUCGAUAAAUGAAGUAAGUGUGAAUGAGAAUGCUAAUGUGACUCACACUGAUUGUCGCCAAGUUUUGUUUUGACCAACUGGAGGUUGAAUACAGUGUAAAUUAAAUAUGGCAAAUUUAAAUAUGAGACAAGGUUUUCAUUCUGAAACAUAACGGGGAUAUAACUGUUGUUCAUAUACAUUAAAUGUGAUGCUUUAUAAGGCAGUGGCAGAAAAAUGACUAUAUCAAAUCACACAAGUAGCGGUAUUCACAUGAAAUAAACUUGUACAGCACUUUAAAGGGACCUUAUUUAAUGCUGGUUUCCAGUAUAAAUAGCCCAACCUUACUGAAAACAUUCUUAUUUGGAACCUUACCACAAAGCCGCUGUUUGUCAUUGGACUUUAAAUGCAGUCCAGUUAGGCUAAUAAAAAUAAAUACAUCUUAGAAGAUGGAAAAAUCCCAGUACGGUCA